AUGAACCUCACAAUACUAAGGAGCGUCACCGGUCGAAGGAAGAGAAUGGGCGGCGCGAAUACAAACACGCCGGAAUGGAAGAGCCUCAACAGGGAGCCGAGUUGCGACACGCGCCAAGGAGCGGAAACAGACAUCGUCGACAAUGAUUGGCAUUUGCCGGCCCCGGCCUUCCGGCUCGGCGUUCGGUCACCGGCCAGACACGCCGCCACGGGAGACAAGCAGAGUCUCACAGACAUGAGCCUCGGACCGGCUGCCAUUAAUACCGCAGAGGAGCUUCCAGCAUGUUAG
This is a messenger RNA of Puccinia graminis f. sp. tritici CRL 75-36-700-3, 288 nucleotides long. RefSeq lists its product as uncharacterized. The record is from RefSeq and is a predicted model, not a curated record. The transcript has 2 exons. The coding region runs from base 1 to 288 and encodes 95 amino acids. Lineage: Eukaryota; Fungi; Basidiomycota; Pucciniomycetes; Pucciniales; Pucciniaceae.